AUGCUAGCGUACUUGGAGAUGUGGGCUAGAGCAGAGCGCAGGGGGGGGGGGGUGGGGUGGGGGUGGGGGGAGGGGGGGGGGGGGGGGGGGGGGGGGGGGGGGGGGGGGGGGUGGGGGGGGGGGGGUGGGGGGGGGGGGGGGGGGGGGGGGUGGGGGGGGGGGGGGGGGGGGGUGGGGGGGGGGGGGGUGGGGGGGGGGGGGGUGGGGGGGGGGGAGGGGGGGGGGGGGGGGGGGGGGGGGGGGGGGGGGGGGGGGGGGGGGGGGGGGGGGGGGGGGGGGGGGGGCGGGGGGGGGGGGGGGGGUGGGGGGGGGGGGGGGGGGGGGUGGGGGGGGGGGGGGGGGGGGGGGGGGGGGGGGGGGGGGGGGGGGGGGGGGGGGGGGGGGGGGGGGGGGGGGGGGGGGGGGGGGGGGGGGGGGGGUGGGGAGGGGGGGGGUGGGGGGGGGGGGUGGGGGGGGGGGGGGGGGGGGGGGGGGGGGGGGGGGGGGGGGGGGGGGGGGUGGGGGGGGGGGGUGGGGGGGGGGGGGGGGGGGGGGGGGGGGGGGGGGGGGGGGGGGGGGGGGGGGGGGGGGGGGGGGGGGGGGGGGGGGGGGGGGGGGGGGGGGGGGGGGGGGGGGGGGGGGGGGGGGGGGGGGUGGGGGGGGGGGGGGGGGGGGGGGGGGGGGGGGGGGGGGGGGGGGGGGGGGGGGGGGGGGGGGGGGGGGGGGGGGGGGGGGGGGGGGGGGGCCUGGGGGGGGGUGGGGGGGGGGGGGGGGUGGGGGGGCGGGGGCGGGGGUGGGGUAUUGUAG
Molecule: messenger RNA, 786 nt
Organism: Dicrocoelium dendriticum
Lineage: Eukaryota; Metazoa; Platyhelminthes; Trematoda; Plagiorchiida; Dicrocoeliidae
Source: the annotation of a GenBank genome assembly